This is a messenger RNA of Ochotona princeps (American pika), 411 nucleotides long. RefSeq names its product antioxidant 1 copper chaperone (gene ATOX1). Gene Ontology annotation, biological process: copper ion transport. The transcript is spliced from 3 exons. The record is from RefSeq and is a predicted model, not a curated record. Gene Ontology annotation, cellular component: cytosol. Bases 130 to 336 code for a protein of 68 amino acids. NCBI's taxonomy places the organism in Eukaryota, Metazoa, Chordata, Mammalia, Lagomorpha, Ochotonidae. Gene Ontology annotation, molecular function: metal ion binding; copper chaperone activity.
UCGGCGCGCACUCCCGGAAGCGCUGCAGAGCCCGCCUUUCUAGAAUCCCGGAGACGCGUUGCCGCCGCCACCGCCGCUGCCGCUCCCCGCCACCACUGCUGCCGCCAUCCCCGCCCCCCUGAGCCUGUCAUGCCGAAACACGAGUUCUCUGUGGAUAUGACCUGUGAGGGCUGUGCUGAGGCCGUCUCUCGCGUCCUCAACAAGAUGGGAGGACUGGAGUUUAACAUUGACCUCCCCAACAAGAAGGUUUGCAUCGAGUCUGAACACAGUGUGGAUGCCCUGCUGGCAACCCUGACGAAAACAGGAAAGACCGUGUCAUACCUCGGCCCCAAGUAGCCGGAACCUGGAGCCCCAGCCCACAGGAUGGACCAAAGGGGGCAGGUGGGUGAGGCCCUAGCAUUCUCAUCAGGG